UAUUUUGUAGCAAUGUACACAACAAUCUGAAAUUCGGGUCCAUUGUUUAGUAUUUGCAAUUGAAUACCAUUCGUCUCGGCAGUGCAUUGUACCUACAAAACAUAAACUAACUUAUAACUUCGUAAAUAAUGGGUGGUCAUCACGGAGAACCCUACAAGGUACCGCAUCCUUCCAUCUACAAGGUGGAGAACGUGCCCCAGCUGUUGGAGGUGAAAGAGUCACUUGCCCGCCAGGGACUCAGCGAUCCAUGGCUGAGAAAUGAAGCAUGGCGCUAUGAGAAGAAGGCGUUCGGCACACACGCUUCCCGGCUAAAGACAUUCAUGUUCCGCGGUCUCGGCGUCGGCUUCUGUGCAUUUCUGGUCACCAUUGGUGCUGAGUACGCUUUAGGCAUUGGCAAAGGACAAGGAGGACAUGGCCAUGGUGAUGGACACGAUGAUGGCAAACACCAUUAGUGUGAGAGAGUUUGCAACUUGAGUGCUUGUUUAGUUAAAUAAAAAUGCAAAUGUGAAUGCGCUUUAAUAUUUAAUGAUACGAUA
Molecule: messenger RNA, 536 nt
Organism: Drosophila nasuta
Lineage: Eukaryota; Metazoa; Arthropoda; Insecta; Diptera; Drosophilidae
Gene: ND-B12
Product: NADH dehydrogenase [ubiquinone] 1 beta subcomplex subunit 3
Exons: 3
Coding region: 129-452 (107 amino acids)
Biological process (GO): mitochondrial respiratory chain complex I assembly; electron transport chain
Cellular component (GO): mitochondrion; respiratory chain complex I
Source: RefSeq, a predicted model, not a curated record